Messenger RNA from Entamoeba invadens IP1, 1464 nucleotides. Its product is annotated as cysteine protease, putative. The coding region runs from base 1 to 1464 and encodes 487 amino acids. Gene Ontology annotation, cellular component: lysosome. Gene Ontology annotation, molecular function: cysteine-type endopeptidase activity. The transcript has a single exon. The record is from RefSeq and is a predicted model, not a curated record. Lineage: Eukaryota; Evosea; Mastigamoebida; Endamoebidae.
AUGCAAUCGAUGAGUUAUAUUCUGAUUAUUAACAUCAUUCAACUUACGUUUGCUGCAUCUCCUUCUGAUCAAUUCAAUUUGUUUACACAGAAGUAUUCUAAAGUCUAUCAAACUCCAUCAGAACGAUUAUAUCGGUACAACAUUUUCCUUUCGAAUUUGAGAGAAAUUGACUUCUUGAAUUUUAAAGACAAAUUAGCCCAAUAUUCCAUAAAUAGAUAUUCCGAUAUGCUUGCGUCUGAAUUGCCGUUACCAGAAAAUAUCGAACCAGAAAUUGGCGAUGCUAACAACAAAGGAGAUAUCAAUACAAACACCAAAAGAGUCACAAGAAAGCCAUCAGACACCCCAGUCGAUUAUUCUCAUUAUCACGACAUCGAAGUCCCAGAAGGUGACAGACUUCCUCGGAAUCACUCAUACUGUGGGUCGUAUGUUAACUACAACACAGAAAGACCAAAAAUCGACUUGUGUGGGGAGACCUUUGACCAGCGUGGUUGUGGGUGUUGUUAUGCUUCUGCGGGUGUGAAUUUGGCUCAGAUAUUGCUUGCCAAUUUGACGUACUAUAGCAGCAACAAGACACUCUCUCGUAUUCAAAGGUAUAACCUCUCCGUCCAAAGAUUUCUGGAUUUGACAGACUCCACAAGAGUCUGGGACAGCGCAAUGGUGACGUACAAGUGCUGUGGAGGGUUUCUUGGUAAUGCAGUCGAAGCCACACGAUAUUUUGUCGAAGUUAAAGAGUACCCAUACACUGACUACUCCUAUCAAAGUGACAACAGUACUUGUCAAGCCAGUGGCGUUGAAAGUCAUCAAGCAGAGUACAUCUUUCGAACAGAAAAAUUCAGAAGUUUCGACUUUAAUACAACGAACUUUGAGAGAGUCAAAUUACUUAAGAAGGUUUUACACCAUUAUGGGCCGUUCGUGGUGUCGUUGUACACAGAUAAUCGAUUCAAAAAGUACAAGAAAGGAAUAUUUAGAAUGACAUACGACGACAAUUGCGUGUCAAAUAAAGUCAAUCACGUUAUCGUGUUAGUUGGAUAUGGCGUGGAAAAUGGAGAGGAGUACUUUAUAGCACGAAACAGUUGGGGAAGUGAUUGGGGCGAGAAUGGGUAUAUCAGAAUAUCAACUAGAAAUAUUUGCGCGAUCGGCAAAUUCAAAACUAUGAAGAAAAUCACUGCAAAUUCACUUCUAUUUGGAUCAAAUUGUAAAUUUGACAAUCAAUGCGAAAAGUGUAACGAAAAUACUUUGAAAUGUGAGAAGUGUAAAGAUGGAAUAAAAAUGGAUACAAACUCGGGAAUGUGCAUGAAAGUGUACGACCAAAGUGAUAAUCGAAUAUAUAAUGAUGCGGAAGCAGAUGCUAUGAUAUUAAAUUUAACAGAAGUGUCUUAUGAUUUGCUUGAUUAUGGUGAGGAAGAUAAGAGCGUCGAAAGGAUCAUUGUGAUUUUGUCUAUUUUAGCAUUAUUAUUGUUGUAA